Messenger RNA from Manihot esculenta (cassava), 1066 nucleotides. RefSeq lists its product as uncharacterized. Bases 362 to 913 code for a protein of 183 amino acids. The record is from RefSeq and is a predicted model, not a curated record. NCBI's taxonomy places the organism in Eukaryota, Viridiplantae, Streptophyta, Magnoliopsida, Malpighiales, Euphorbiaceae. The transcript has 6 exons.
UAAAAAAACCCUAAAGUCCUCCUCGCAUUUUUCCCUCAGCUCUCAACACUGCCGCCCGCCCCCUCCCCCCAUCUGCUUUUCCACCUCUCCCUCUGGUGCAGCUGCGCGCAUAUCGCGUUCCCUUCCGCCAAUUAUCCCUUUGCUCUUCAGGCUACCAACGUCGUUUCUGCGUCCGCUGGUCCUGGUUCCCUCUUCGCGUUUCUCCGCCGCUUCCUCUGGUCCUCGUCACUGUUUCCGCUGUCCAGCGCUUCUGCCGUGCAGUGCUCCUCUCCGCUGCUCCUAUUCUUCAAUCACGCCGCCGCUGCUCCUUGCCGCGUCAUCAUUCACUGCAGGGUCUCUCUUUUGUACCAUUUUCUGCAUCAUGGCUUCCAACGUCCAUCAUCCAAAGAUUGAGGAUAGCUUCCAUGACGAAGGGUCUGCUGAGGAAGAUCAGGAUAAAUACCAAGAGGAUUUGGUAAAGAAAUACGGCGAGCAGUUUGCAGAAAGCGAUGGUUUUGAAUACGACUAUUGGCCUGUGACAAUGAAUUGGCUUGGUCUUGGUCAACGCAUCCAUCUCGAAGAGGAUGCAAGGUAUGCUGAACAGGUCAAAGAGGCCCUUGACUUUGCUAUUAGGAAACAGAAUGAAAAGGGGGCAAAUCUUGAAGUGGAUAAAAUUCUUAUAGCAACCGGUUUUCUACCUUUUCUGUAUUACAUAACUUUUAGAGCCAAAAACUUGACUACGGAGGAAACCAGAGAGUAUCAAACUAGGGUCGUAUGGGAUCCAUUUACCCGUUCUGACGCUGAUGCUAAUGUCGAGCUUUUCAGGUUCAGAAAAGAUAAAAAAAGACAGAGUUUCAUGACUUCUUCAGUUUCAUCGAACCGAGGCGACUCAUUCUUCAUCGCCGCGCACAUACUCCUAUGUUUCUGUAUUUGAGUUGCAUGUGGUGGAUUUUCCAUGGAAACAGAGUUUGGAGUUGAGGGUAAUGAUUAACGGAAGUAUGAAGAAGCUGGGUGUCGGAAAAUUUACUCUUCUCUGUCUUCAACCAAGCAGCUCACUGAUCCCGUUGUAUACAAGCUUGUGCGGGUA